AGAGUGCAAUGUGGUCGCCGCUGGUCGUUUUAGCCUUCCUGACCCUGGCCUUCAGCCAACCGGAUGAGUUGGUGGAGGCCGCUGGUCCGUUGAAGGUACUGGGCCUCUUCCCCCAUCCCGGGGUCAGCCACUUCCACUUCUUCCACCCCAUCAUGCGGGGCCUGGCCGAGGUGGGACAUGACGUCAGUGUGGUUUCCCAUUUCCCGGACAAGCAUCCGGUCGCCCGCUACAAGGAUUUCCCCCUAACCGGGAUAGACAAGCUCACGAACAGUGUGGAUCUGAAGAUGUUUGAGAAGCGGACAUUCUAUAACCACUUUGUGGAGUUUUUCCUGCUGCACGAGUGGGGCAAACAGGCCUGCAAUUUGACCCUCCGUUCGGAGGCACUGCAGCAGAUCCUCAAGGUUCGCCAGAGAUUUGAUGUCAUUAUUAUGGAGCAGUUCAAUACGGACUGUAUGAUGGGCGUGGCUCACCAGCUCAAGGCGCCGGUGAUUGCCUUAAGCAGCUGUGUGAUGAUGCCCUGGCACUACGAGAGAAUGGGAGCUCCUUUGAUACCCUCCCAUGUGCCAGCACUUUUCAUGGCCCAGUCGCAGGACAUGGACUUUGGCGGUCGUCUGGCCAAUUGGUUUAGCACCCAUGCCUUGAACUGGAUGUACAAAUUGCUAUCUAUACCCGCUGCCGAUGCACUGGUGCAAUACAAAUUUGGCCACGACACUCCUUCGGUGGGAGAGCUGGUGAAGAACACAUCCGUGUUCUUUGUCAACCAGCACUAUUCGCUGUCGGGACCCAAGCCAAUGCCCCCCAAUGUCAUCGAGUUGGGUGGCAUACACAUCCAGAAAUCGAAACCUCUGCCUGCUGAUCUUCAGCGCAUUUUGGACAACGCGGAGGAAGGAGUGAUCCUGAUCAGCUGGGGCUCCAUGAUCCGUGCCAAUUCCCUCUCGGCCGCCAAAAGGGAUGGCAUUGUACGGGCUGUGGCUCGAUUGAAGCAGAAGGUGAUCUGGAAAUGGGAGAACGACACGCUGCCAAAUCAGCCACCCAAUAUGCACAUAAUGAAGUGGCUGCCGCAACGUGAUAUCCUCUGUCAUCCGAAUGUAAAGGUCUUCAUGUCCCAUGGUGGUCUAAUGGGCACCUCGGAGGCAGCCUAUUGUGGAGUUCCAGUGGUGGCCACGCCCAUGUAUGGCGAUCAGUUCGUUAAUACAGCCGCCUUAGUGCAACGCGGCAUGGGAACCAUCCUGAAUUUCGAGGACAUUGGAGAGAACACAGUGAUGAGGGCCUUGAAAAAGGCAUUGGACAAGAAGUACUACGAUGCCGCCAAGGUCGUCUCCCACUCGUUCAACCACCGCCCACAGCAGGCCCUGCAAUCCGCUAUUUGGUGGGUGGAGCACGUGGCUCACACGGGCGGAGCUCCGCUCCUGAAACCCAGUGCCGUUCAGAUGUCCCGGUUCGUCUACUACUCCCUGGACUGCUAUGCCGUGUUGGCCCUUAUCCUGGCCAGCAUUGUUGCCAGCUGGGUGUGGCUCCUGCGACUCUGCUGCGGAUCCAGUUCGGCUGGCAAAACCAAGAGGGAUUAGCUGGGCUCAUCCCGUCGCCGCUUCGUUUGUGGUGUAUGUGAUAUUUUAUAUGUUCUGUGUAAGAGACUUUUAAAUGUAAAGACGCCUCCUCUCAAGGACUUCAACUAGAUGUAAUUUUAGUGACGCCAAAUUAAAUAUAAUGUUUAAUACAAUUGGUAAUUACCCGUUUAUAA
This is a messenger RNA of Drosophila elegans, 1741 nucleotides long. RefSeq names its product UDP-glycosyltransferase UGT5 (gene Ugt36D1). Gene Ontology annotation, molecular function: UDP-glycosyltransferase activity. Lineage: Eukaryota; Metazoa; Arthropoda; Insecta; Diptera; Drosophilidae. Bases 9 to 1568 code for a protein of 519 amino acids. The record is from RefSeq and is a predicted model, not a curated record. The transcript is spliced from 4 exons.